Molecule: messenger RNA, 1120 nt
Organism: Pterocles gutturalis (yellow-throated sandgrouse)
Lineage: Eukaryota; Metazoa; Chordata; Aves; Pterocliformes; Pteroclidae
Gene: QRFPR
Product: pyroglutamylated RFamide peptide receptor
Exons: 5
Biological process (GO): G protein-coupled receptor signaling pathway
Cellular component (GO): membrane
Molecular function (GO): peptide binding; G protein-coupled receptor activity
Source: RefSeq, a predicted model, not a curated record
GUGCCUUCGCUUGCAAGAUGGUACCGUUUGUUCAAUCGACUGCUAUUGUAACUGAGAUUCUUACAAUGACCUGCAUUGCUGUGGAAAGACACCAGGGAAUUGUGCAUCCAUUAAAAAUGAAGUGGCAGUACACCAAUAAAAGAGCUUUCACGAUGCUAGGCAUAGUCUGGUUGCUGGCAGUUAUUGUUGGGUCUCCUAUGUGGCAUGUGCAACGGCUUGAGGUUAAAUAUGACUUUCUAUAUGAAAAAGUAUAUGUUUGUUGCUUGGAAGAAUGGGCCAGUCCGAUUUAUCAGAAGAUAUAUACGACCUUUAUUCUUGUUAUACUCUUCCUUCUUCCAUUGAUGUUGAUGCUUUUUUUGUACACUAAAAUUGGUUAUGAACUCUGGAUUAAGAAACGAGUGGGAGAUGCUUCCGUUCUUCAAACCAUUCAUGGGAAUGAAAUGUCAAAAAUAUCAAGGAAGAAGAAGCGAGCAAUUGUAAUGAUGGUGACAGUGGUGUUUCUCUUUGCAGUCUGUUGGGCCCCUUUCCAUGUGAUUCACAUGAUGAUAGAGUACAGUAACUUUGAAAAAGAAUAUGAUGAUGUGACAGUCAAAAUGAUCUUUGCAAUCGUCCAGAUAAUAGGAUUCUUCAAUUCUAUUUGCAACCCUAUUGUGUAUGCUUUCAUGAAUGAAAACUUUAAGAAAAAUUUUCUGUCUGCCAUCUGCUUUUGCGUUGUCAGAGAAAAUGCAUCCCCAACCAGGCAGCCCGGGAACUCGGGGAUUACUAUGAGGCGGCAAAAGGCAAGUGUUUCUCGGGAAGAUCCCAUUGACUCGGAUGAAGCCAGGAGGGAGGCAUUCAGCGAUGGCAACAUUGAAGUCAAGUUCUGUGACCAGCCAGCUUCAAAAAGGAAUUUGAAAAGGCACCUUGCUUUAUUCAGCUCUGAGCUUACUGUGCAGUCUGCAUUAGGAAAUGGACAGUAGUGUCACAAAGGUUUUGAGAACAGAAAAAGCAGUCUCUUUAUAUGGUAACUUUGAGUAAGCCAUUUAAAACAAUUUUGUGCUUUACAUGCUGAAAUGAGGGGAAAAGUGUUUUGUGGAUUCUGGUAAUGGUUGAGAAAAUGUAAUAUGUUUUGUAAGGAUGA